Molecule: messenger RNA, 3695 nt
Organism: Malurus melanocephalus (red-backed fairy wren)
Lineage: Eukaryota; Metazoa; Chordata; Aves; Passeriformes; Maluridae
Gene: RNF26
Product: ring finger protein 26
Exons: 1
Coding region: 92-1420 (442 amino acids)
Biological process (GO): protein ubiquitination; ubiquitin-dependent protein catabolic process
Molecular function (GO): ubiquitin protein ligase activity
Source: RefSeq, a predicted model, not a curated record
CUCUGCGCCGCGCGGCGGCGGCUGCCAAGAUGGCUGCGCCCAGCGCGGAGGGGCCCCGCGGCUGAGGCGCCGUACGGGCCCCGCGGGGACCAUGGACGUGCUGUUCGCGCUGCUCCGCGGGCUGCGCCUGCUGCUGGACCUGCUGCUGCUGGUGCUCGACCUCAACUUCUUCCUGGUGUCCUCGCUGGUGUCCGCGCUGCUCUGGCUGCUGGCCGCGGCCUCCAGCCUGCCCGCGGCCGCGGCCGCCGCGGUGGUGGCGUGCUGGGAUGCGCUGGUGCUGGUCCGCGGCUGCUGCGGGGCCAUGGAGGGCAUGCGGGCGGCCGGGCACCUGGUGUCGCACCUGGCGCUGCGGGGCCGGGAGCUGGUGCAGCGCGGGCUGGGCGCCGUGCUGGGCUGCGGGCAGGCGCUGGGCCGGCAGCUGUGCGAGGCGCUGGCCAUCGGCACCAGCCUGCUGAUGUACCUGGUCAACAGCCUGGUCAACGUGUGUCUCAUCGGCACCCAGAACCUCUUCACGCUGCUGGGUGCCCUCUGGGACUCGCUGGCCGGGCCUGUCAUCAGGGUCACCGACCUGCUGGCCGCGUUCCUGGCUCAUGUGUCCAGCGGUGCCAUCGCCGUGUCCAUCCUGCUGUGGUCGCCGUGCCAGAUGGCCUUCGAGCUGCUCUGCUCCGCCACCGACCUCUUCAUCAGCGUCUUCUUCGUCAAUGUUUACGGCCUGGGCUUGCUCGUGCUCAUCAUGGUGGUCAGCGCCUUCGUGUUCAACCCUGGGCUGCUGUGGACGCUGACGGGCUACCUGCUGGGCUACUUGCACACGCUGCCCUCCCUGCGCCGCCUGCAGCGGGACGUGUGGCGGCUCUACCAGGUGGCCGUGCUGACCCUGGGCGUGGCCAUGACCUCGCAGCCCUGGCGCAGGCUGGUGGACUGGAUCCUGCAGGUGACCGACUGGAGCCUGCAGGUGACCAACUGGAGCCGGGGAGGCCGGAUGGUGAACCAGGCCAGCGAGCAGCGCCGGGCCGUGGCUGCACCCAGAGUGACCGUGGGUCAGCCGCCGGCCGAGCAGGAGGAGCAGGGUGCAGGGCAGGUACCACAGCCACGGCCUGCUCUGAACCGUGCUGGGACAGGGCAGCGUCACCAGCCAGCCAGGGAGGAACCGGGCACGUCCUGGUGGAAAGCUCCGAGGAAGCAGCAGCUGAACGGGGAGGGAACCCCCGACAACGACCCCUGGGCGCUGCUGAAAGAACAAGAGGAGCGUAAGAAAUGCGUCAUCUGCCAGGACCAGACCAAGACAGUCCUGCUGCUGCCCUGCAGGCACCUGUGCCUGUGCCAGGAGUGCACGGAGGUGCUGCUGCAGCAGGACAUCUACCAGCGCAACUGCCCCCUGUGCCGCCAGAUGAUCCUGCAGACCCUCAACGUCUACCUGUGAGCCCCAAACAACUCCUGGUUGUUUUCCCAGGAGGUCAAGGGCACCUCGGUCUGCACUUCUCCAGGGCUGCCUUGAGCAGCUUCCAAAGAACUCUGGAUGGUGCUGGAAGGGCAGAACGCUGUGGGCUGGCUGCUGGUCACAUUUGCUGUGUAACUAGGUUGUAGCUCUUGCUAGCAAGCACAAUACUGAUCUCUGCAGCAAGCUGGAAGAGUUACCUGGGUUUGUUUUUUUUGACAGCUUUUGCUGUUUCAGGGCGCUGUUGCCUUGAACCUGCAGCAGCCUGAGAUCCAAAGCAGAGCGCAGAAAAAUGCUCUGGUCCCUCCUAGCCAAAGCUGAUGGAAAGGGUAAAGGCUGUGCCCUGCUGGGAAUCACCAGGGCUGGUGCAAGCCAGGUGAGCUUUAUUUCCAAAGGUCUCACUAGAGAAUUACCUGGCAGGCUGCAUGCAGGCUUCUGUUUCCUCCUCCCACCAUCGAAGUGGAGGAGCUCCCUGUUUGCAAGGAGCACACUCGAGUUUUUCAGUGUUUGCUGAGCUGCCUCUCAGCUAGAGAGCAGGGUUUCUGGGGUGCUCCACCAGCCCAGCAGCUUUGCUUUGGGAGGGAUAUCCCUUGCCAGGACAGCGUGGAGCUGUGAUGAACUGGGGCUCCCUGCAGAGCUCAGUGUUGCUGCUGCUUCUCACGCAUCACCUAUGCAAGACUAGCAAGCACAGGCCAGGUUACCUGCACAGGGAGGCUGGAGAGGAGCCCCUCUUUCUGCAGGGCUGGUGCUGCUGCCUGGGGAGCCCGAGGAGCAGCCACCCAGCCAGUGCUCCCAGCCCUGGCAGCAGCAACAGCCCAGAUUUGAGCCAAGGCUGGAGAAUCCUCUCCAAAAACCUUUCAUUUACAGGCUCAGAGUGCCAUGGAACAGGGAGGGUCACUCCAGAACUUGCUGGCUCCUUCCCAGGCUGGGCUGGCUGGAGGGAGGAACCCUCUGGGAAGAGAGGGAGCACCCCAAAGCUCCUGGGAGCUCACAGACAUUCCAGCUCCAGGCACAGUUUCUGCACAGAUCUGCAGUUGUGUGCGUGGAGCAGUACCAGGACCACGGAUAUCUUGGAUUAGGGCAGGGCUGUACCGUUGUUUUGUCUCGUUGUCUGUCACUAAUGUAGCCACUUUUGUUCCAAAGUGUCCCCUGAAUUCCACUUUUGUUCCAAAGUGUCCCCUGAAUUCCACUUUUGUUCCAAAGUGUCCCCCAAAUUCUAACAAAGGAAUCAGAUCCUGGCUGGGGGAGGCCUGAGAUGGCUCUUCCCAGUUUGGGCAACCAGCACCAUUCCAAGAAAUCACUGGGCUGCAGGAAGGCCUUGCACUAAAAAGCUUUUCCUAUUCCAGCUGCUUGCCUGAGGUCAGCCACACGCCACAGCCAAUUUUGGCUGGAGCCAGACCGGAGAGAGUCUUGACUCCUGGACUGCAAGCCAAUAACCUGAGGGCAGCUGGCAUGGUUUUCCUUCUAUUUUGCUUCUUGAUUAACAAUUUAAGCCAAAACAGAGGCAGCAGAGAGGCCAGGCCGUGCUGGGAGAUGCCUCUGAGUUGUGGCAAGGAGGAAUCUUGUUGUUGAGUGGCUUUGCUGGGAAAGGCACUGCCAGGGCUGAUUGUUCCUGCAUUUCCCGGGAGCUGCCAGGGCUGAUUGCUCCUGCAUUUCCUGGGAGCUGCCAGGGCUGAUUGCUCCUGAAUUUCCCGGGAGCUGGGAGGGUUCCCUGGGCCAGGCCAGGCUCCUGGGCACUGCUGGGUGUUGGAAGGGCUGUCAGCUGCUUCCACUUCAGAGAAAUGCAAAAUUCCCCUUGCUCAACCUCUGUCCCUGUGCCUCCCCACACACCUCCCUUGUUAAUAUUGGCUCUCUCCAGCCAGCAGCACUUGAGAGCAGCCAAACCCUCCCCAGAGCAGUGAGUGUGACUGCCCAGGGUCUGGUUUGUGCCAGGCAAUGCCAAGGAGUCAGGGAGCAGUACCUGGGGCCACUCAGGAUGGGAUUGUGGCCACAGGCAGCAGCAUUCCCUUGGGACCAGCUCAUGGAUCAGGGGGUGCCACACUCUCUGUAUGAGUUACAGGGUGGGGUGGGGAAAGGACACCUCCCCAAAAUUGCGGUUUCUUCCCUCAACCCCUUUUUUUUUAUAUUAUUAUUAUUAUUAUUAUUAUAGCAGUCACGCUUGUUUGUUUUAGGGCCUGUUUGCUGUUUAUAAAAGAAGGCUUUGCCUUAAGUUUAACUCUUUGCACUAUGGACUAGAUACUGAGCAGAUUAAAACAUCCUU